Molecule: messenger RNA, 1898 nt
Organism: Haplochromis burtoni (Burton's mouthbrooder)
Lineage: Eukaryota; Metazoa; Chordata; Actinopteri; Cichliformes; Cichlidae
Gene: ntf3
Product: neurotrophin 3
Exons: 2
Coding region: 126-1007 (293 amino acids)
Biological process (GO): nerve development; neuron projection morphogenesis; memory
Molecular function (GO): nerve growth factor receptor binding; growth factor activity
Source: RefSeq, a predicted model, not a curated record
ACAGAACUAGUGUGGCGCACAGACAAGCGGCAGCCCUCACAAAGUGGGAAGUUUUCGCCGAAGGAUUCAGUGUAAAAAUUAAUCACCUUCAUGUCGACUCUGUUGGAUACUAACCCGCCGAUGCUAUGGUUACCUUUAUUACGAUCUUACAGGUGAAUCUAGUGAUGUCCAUCCUGCUGUAUGUGAUGGUCCUCGUGUACCUCUAUGGUAUUCAGGCAACCAACAUGGGUAGCAGUCAACAGCAGCAGCAGCCAAGUCCAGACCCUUUAAACUCUCUCAUAAUCCAGCUGCUUCAGGCUGACCUAACAAGGGGGAAGACCAGAGGGAACCAGAGCGAGCAGGGGAAAAGCAGAGACACUGAGCCGCGGGACACUCUGCCUCCCGUCAAGAUUGAAAACUUUCCUUUGGAGGACAAAGGAGAUGCAGAGGAGUGGCUAGAAACGCGUCACAGUGAUGAUUUUCUGAUGGAUCAGCCGGUGAUGCUGUUGAACUUGGACAUCCUUAGGCAACACAAGCGCUAUAACUCGCCGCGAGUGCUACUGAGCGACCGGCCUCCACUGCAGCCACCGCCAUUGUACCUUUCUGAUAAUUUUGUGAGCAGUGUACCGGUCUUAGGGGCAGCAGGAAACAAGACACGAAAGAAGCGUCACACUGAGCACAAGAGCUACCGGGGGGAAUAUUCUGUUUGUGACAGUGUGAGCGACUGGGUGAUGAAUAAAACGUUAGCAUACGACAUCAAGGGACAGCGCGUGACUGUUCUGGCCAAGUUUAAAACCAGUGCCACAAAAGACAUCAGACAGUUCUUUUAUGAGACACACUGUCGGACCUCCAAGCCUGUCAAGGAUGGCUGCAGGGGCAUUGACGACAAGAACUGGAACUCACAGUGCAAGACGGCGCAGUCGUAUGUUCGAGCACUGACACAGUUUCAAGAUCAAGUGAGCUGGAGGUGGAUACGCAUAAACACUUCCUGUGUCUGUGCAUUGUCAAAGAAACGUCGCAGGACGUAAGAGACUUGUUGGGAAUUCUACUUCCUGUAUAGGAUUUUAUUUCCUGCUCACAGUGCUUCCCAUCACAGGAUUAUGUGUCAUGCCGGUGACCAGCAAAAAUCUGCUAUAAAGUGAUGCUUCUACUGAAGAAUCUUAGGUCCAUUUAAAUGAUAUUUCAACAUUAAUGUGCUGCUCUAAAUCCAAACGCUGGUGCAGCACUGAGGAACUCACUUAAGGGGAUGGGUGGGGGUGUGGGGAGGGAGGCAAUAAGUGUGUGAGAGAGAACUGUAUAUAUAAAUUAUUUAAAUUAUAAAAAAUGCAUGUAGUUUAUACAUGUUUAUCUAUCUAUAUAUGAUCUAUGACUAUAUUUGUGUUAUUUAUUGAAAUAAGUCUUCUUCAAAAGGAUAAAAUGUUUAUAAAAAGGAACAAAACAAUCUAGGAACUCAUUCAGAGACUGUAAUACUGAGCUGGGCUGCAAAGGUGCUUCACAGUAAGACUUUAUGUGUGCCUUGACCAGUGUGGCUCCAGAGCUGAGCAAUAGGACGUGGUAACUCACAGACAGCAUUUGCUGCAAAUGGUUUGGUGAGUGAACCUAAAAAAAAUGACAGAACAGCAGGGACCUACUGACCAAUAUGGAGCCCAAAUUCUGACCGAUUUGACAUUUGUGAUCAUAGACAUGUACACUGCAUUCACAAUUGACACUACUUUUAUGAUGUAAUGCACAGCAAGCCCAUUCUUUCAUAUGGGAGACAAUUUUGACCAAUAAAAAAAACUUCUUGUGGAACCUGCUGGCAGUGACUGGAGAUUCAAGAUUCACAGACCACCUUGGCUUUGUUCACCAAUUUUUAAUCUCAACUGGUAUCUUGAGCUGUUUUUGUUUCUUCCUUUUAAUAAAAAUGUAUAUUUCUUAAA